Molecule: messenger RNA, 1355 nt
Organism: Arabidopsis arenosa
Lineage: Eukaryota; Viridiplantae; Streptophyta; Magnoliopsida; Brassicales; Brassicaceae
Source: the annotation of a GenBank genome assembly
ACUCCAAAAUAAAAACUAAAAUGACAACUUGUACUUGUCAAAUUAUUUCCAGUUUGAUGUUGGAUGCUUGUUAGAGACAAGAGUACAAGAGCGUAAGAUGCAGAGUUUGAUGUCAAGUAUAUUUCAGGAUUGGUCUGUGCUGACAAAUUACGAGUAUAAUAGACGUGGUCGCAUUUGGGUCGUAUGGCGUAACAAUGCAAGGCUUAGUCCAUUCUACAAAAGUGGUCAGCUUAUAACGUGUUCAGUGAAAUUGGAAGACCGAGAGGAGGAAUUUUUUUGUUCUUUCCUCUAUGCCUCAAAUUUUGCAACAGAACGUAAAGAGUUAUGGAAUGAGCUGCGAGAUCAUUAUGACUCUCAAAUCAUCCGAAAUAAACCAUGGAUUAUUUUCGGAGAUUUUAAUGAAAUUCUAGAUAUGGAGGAGCACUCCCGAGGAGAGGAGAAUCCCCAUAUUACGUCGGGGAUGCGUGAUUUCCAAGCUGCGGUAAAUUAUUGUGCUCUCACAGAUUUAGCUUCUGGCCCGCUCUACACCUGGAGCAAUAGACAAGAAGGUGAUCUUAUAUCCAAAAAGUUGGACCGGGUAUUGGUGAAUGACUGUUGGAAGCAGAGUUUUCCGCAUUCGUAUAAUGCGUUUGAGGCAGGAGGGUGCUCGGACCAUUUACGAUGUCGGAUUAAUCUCAAUAUGGCAGCUGGCGCACGUGUCAAGGGGAAAAAACCGUUCAAAUUCAUUAAUGCAAUCACGGAUAUGACUGAAUUUAAGCCGAUGGUGGAGGACUACUGGUCCAAAACAGAGCCUAUUUUCAUGUCAACAUCUUCCAUGUUCAGAUUUACAAAGAAGCUGAAAGCUUUAAAGCCGAAGAUAAGACAUUUGGCAAAAGAAAGAAUGGGAAAUUUGAUAAAGCAAACAAAGGAGGCGUACGAAACGCUCUGUGAGAAGCAAGAAACGAAUUUAAAAACUCCUUCACCACAAGCCAUGGAAGAGGAAGCUACUGCUCAUGAUAGAUGGGAAAGACUGGCGGGUAUAGAGGAGAAGUUCUUAAAGCAAAAAUCCAAGCUUCACUGGCUUAAGGUGGGAGACAAAAAUAAUAAAACCUUUCAUAGAGCAGUCAUGGCUAGAGUAGCGCAAAAUUCAAUCCGGGAGAUACAGAGAUAGGAUGGAAGUGUCACAGCAAAAGAAGAAGAGAUUAAAGAGGAAGCUGAAAGAUUCUUCAGAGAAUUCUUACAGUUGAUACCUAAUGAUUAUGAGGGAGCUACAAUGGAGGACCUAGCUGACUUGUUACCGUUUCGGUGUAACGAUGAUGAGAAGGAGAGACUAAUAAGACCAAUCACAGAGAUGGAAAUCAAGGAGGUGUUAUUCU